Molecule: messenger RNA, 3268 nt
Organism: Arachis ipaensis
Lineage: Eukaryota; Viridiplantae; Streptophyta; Magnoliopsida; Fabales; Fabaceae
Molecular function (GO): RNA binding
Source: RefSeq, a predicted model, not a curated record
GAACUCCGUAUUGUUUCUGUUAUCCAGGUUAUUUUUAUUUAUUGUUUUUUUUUUUCCAACUUUGCAUAUUUUCCCUUUGAUUCGCACACUAGGGUUUUUAUUGAUCCCUUUCAAUUCCUAAUUUCCUCGCUGUUCUCAUACUCUGCACUCAUUUUCCCUUGAAGUUUCGAUUUUGACGUCGAUUGAAGACAACCGAUAAUUUUUCCAAUUGUUUAAUUAGGAAUUUUGAGUUUAGGGUGUUUUUUUUCCCGAUCCGAUAAGGAUAAAGGGAAUCAAUUUCCCGAUUGUAAAAACUAGGGUUUUCAACAAUGCCUCCGAGAACGGUGAAGCGUGGCGGCACUCCGGGAAGAAGGGGUGGAAGAGGAGGCCGGGGGCCCUCGAAGGCCGGGCAGAAUCAGCAGCAGCAGCAGCCGAACCCUGAAGCUGUGGAGGAAGCGGGGAAGCUCGAGGAAAAGCCGAUUAUGGAGGAUGAGCCAAAAGCCGAAGUGAACCCUGUUCUUGAAGAGAAACCUGUCGUUGUUGAAGAGGAGAAGCCCUUUGUUGAGGAACAAGCGAUUGAUAUGAAUCAAAUGGCUCCUGAAGCUGUAGAAGAAGCAGCAACAACACACGUGCAUAAUGGAUCAGCUGUGGCGAAAAACGAGGAAGAGGAGGUUAAGGAGUCUAUAGAUGAAUAUGAAAAAGAUGAACGGUUAGAUUUGGAGGAUAAUGAUCCCGAAUAUGAACCGGAGGAAUAUAUUGCAGUUGAUUAUGAUGAGAAGGAAAUUGAACAAGACGAGGUUCAUCAGGUGGUUGAUGAAGUAGAGGAAGAAGCGGAGGAUAAUGGCGGUGAAGAAGAGGGUGACACAGGUGAGGAAGAAGUUGAAGAUGUUCAUGAUGAAAUUGAGGGUGAAGAAGAUGAGGAGCAUGCUGGAGAUGAGCAUGAGCAUGCUGAUUUGGUUGAUGUGGAGGAAGAGGAACACCGUGAAGUUGUAAAGGAGAGAAAAAAGAGGAAAGAAUUUGAAGUAUUUGUUGGGGGCCUUGACAAGGAUGCUACUGAAGAUGAUCUGAGGAAGGUGUUCAGUGAAGUUGGGGUGGUCACUGAAGUCAGGCUGAUGAUGAAUCCUCAGACUAGAAAAAAUAAGGGAUUCUAAACGAGCUGUAGCAGAGCUUAAAAAUCCAGUGAUUAACGGAAAACAAUGUGGUGUAACACCAAGUCAGGAUAGUGAUACCCUCUAUUUGGGAAACAUAUGCAAGACAUGGACAAAGGAAGCUUUAAAGGAGAAGUUAAAGCAUUAUGGAGUUACAAAUGUUGAGGAUAUAACACUAGUAGAAGAUAGUAAUGAUGAAGGAAAGAACCGAGGAUUUGCAUUUUUGGAAUUUUCCUCUCGGUCAGAUGCUAUGGAUGCAUUUAAACGACUUCAAAAGAGAGAUGUUGUGUUUGGAGUAGAUAAGCCUGCAAAGGUUUCCUUUGCAGAUUCCUUUAUUGACCCGGGUGAUGAAAUUAUGGCACAGGUCAAAACUGUUUUUAUUGAUGCACUCUCUCCUUCAUGGGAUGAAGAUUAUGUUCGGGAUCUUCUUAAGAAAUUUGGGGACCUAGAAAAGAUUGAACUUGCCAGGAACAUGCCAGCUGCCCGUAGGAAAGACUAUGGAUUUGUUACAUUUGCCACACAUGAGGCUGCAGUAAGAUGUGCUGAAAGUAUUAGCGGUACAGAGUUGGGUGAAGGUGACAAGAAGGCAAAAGUUAGGGCUAGGUUGUCAAGACCACUUCAGAGAGGCCGUGGAAAACAUAUCAGUCGUGGGGACUACCGCCCUGGUCGUGGUUCUGCAACAAUGGCCAGACCUUCAUGGAGCCGACCUGCACCACGUAGUUUUCCUCCCCCUCGCACGGUUAGGGGAAUUGGAAGUCGUCUUCCACCAGUCAGGCCAGUUAGUGUGAGAGAUAGACGUCCUAUCAUGUCAGUGCCAGUAAGAAGUAGGCCUAUGCCUCCUCCAGCCAGAUCCUAUGAGAGGAGACCUCCUCCUCCUACAUAUCCUAAAGUUAGUACAAAGAGAGAUUAUGUUCGACGUGAGGACAUACCGCCUCCUAGAAGUAGAGUUGCUACAGAUUAUGGUUCAAGGAUGGCCUCUGAAAGACGUCCAUCAUACAGGGAUUAUCCAGCCCGUGGUCCUGCAUAUUCUGAUAUUCCAAGAAGUACGGCUCGUGCUGCACCAAGGAGAGGUUACGUGGAUGAUGGCUAUGGCCAAAGAUUUGAGAGGCCUCCCCCUCCGCCACCCUCUGCACACAUGAGUUACCGUGAAGGACGACCCCGCGACUAUGAUGCUCUCUCUGGCUCAAAACGUUCUUAUGCUUCCAUAGAUGAUGUUCCUUCACGAUAUGCGGAUACUAGUGCUCGUCAAUCAAGAGCUCGUUUGGACUAUGAAUAUGGUGGUAGUGGUUCUCAAUAUGGAGAUGCUUACGGUGACAGGCUGGGAAGAUCUAGUCUGGGGUAUGGUGGAAGCAGCAGAAGUUCAAUGUCUAGUCAGGAUUCCCAUGGGAUGUAUAGCAGUCGACAAGGCAUGGGUUAUGGUGGAGGUUCCUUUGGUAAUAGUGAUGUUGGUGGGAUGUACUCAUCAAGUUAUGGUGGUGAUUACAUUUCACGAGGAAGUGAUGUUGGAGGCAGCUCAUACUCAACUAUGUAUUCUGGCAGGGGUGUGGGUGGUAGUAGCAGUUACAUGGGUGGUGGAGGUGGCUCCGGCUCUUAUUAUUAGGGCUGGCGAAAGGCUUCACACUGGUCACCAGUGUACGUGUCUAUGAACAGAUCUGAUAUACUAAAGAGGCUGCAUAGGAUGAGCUUUGAAGCUUAUGCAGGUUAUGAUGUCUACAAUUUGGAGAAAGGACCUCUGCUAAUUACUAUACCAUAGUUUGGGAAUUUAUCUCGAUAUGGUUGUGUCAUUUCAAGCACUUGGUUAUCCUCUGGAUGGGAUGUUAUCAGUUUUUGAAUUUGUACUGUAUGGACAAGUAAAUAAGAGAUGGAAAGAGUAGUGAGCAGUGAUGUGUAAUUAUACCUUACCUGAUGGAUAAUGUUAAAGACUGCUCCAUCUAGCUUUCAUUUGGACAGAGACCAUGGCUAAAGAUGCCUACUUGUUUGGUUAAGGCUUAGUGGAUUUAUCAAAGUUGGUACCUUGUUUUUUAUAUCUCCAAAAGAUGUUCAAUUACGCUGGAUUACUUUCUUUAGAGUGCUAUGGUCAGAACUGAAGUGAACUAAUUGUUGAGCUAGAAGUAAUAUGCACAACAGUAAUUAAAGUCAAA